Molecule: messenger RNA, 2729 nt
Organism: Neopsephotus bourkii (Bourke's parrot)
Lineage: Eukaryota; Metazoa; Chordata; Aves; Psittaciformes; Psittacidae
Product: vasoactive intestinal polypeptide receptor 1-like
Exons: 14
Coding region: 1-1794 (597 amino acids)
Biological process (GO): cell surface receptor signaling pathway; adenylate cyclase-modulating G protein-coupled receptor signaling pathway
Cellular component (GO): plasma membrane
Molecular function (GO): G protein-coupled peptide receptor activity; vasoactive intestinal polypeptide receptor activity; peptide hormone binding
Source: RefSeq, a predicted model, not a curated record
AUGGGUGUUUUCCAAAAAUACCUGUCUGACUUCCAAAAGUCUGCAGACCAGCAACUUCUGAAAAAUGUUCUGGGCCAGAUUGUUCAAUGGCUUAAUCCUUUGUUACACAAGUCGAUCACUUUAAACACAGCGCAGUGGCCUAUUGACCCAUUUGGCCCUAUGACAGUUGACUGCUAUUUAAAACCUUCAACUGCUACAGCUCCCAGCAGGUGGGCGACCAGAGGAGCUGCUCGUAGUGAUGGGUCCAAAAUCCCAAGGGGGGAUGCUUGGGAAUCUCCUUCCCUCCGCUGCAAGCUUGGUACCGUGGGGCGCGAAACUGCCGGGGUCACCCGGGAGGGAUCGGGGUGUCCGGUAAGGGAGGUGCAAGGCUCUCUGAGGCGGGUCUUGGGCAGGUGGAGGCGGGCCGAGCUUCGGCUUUUGACAGCUUCACAGCGAGCAGAGAGAGCGGGGAGGACCUGGCGGCUGCUGCGGAGGAUGCGAAGUUUGUGCUGGCUGCUGCUCCCGCUGGUUGUGGGAAUCCAUCCAGAAUGCAAGAUAUUCCAGCAAGUGGUCAAAGAGGAGGCUCUCUGCUUAGAAAAGAAUGACUCUCUUUCACCUGACCUUAAAGGAUGUGCCAGAGAUUGGGAUGGUCUAACCUGCUGGCCCACAGCCACAUUUGGGGAAGUGGUUAAAGUUCCCUGUCCAAGAUUUUUUGAAGAAAUCACCAAUAUCCAUGGUUUCCUUCAGAGAAAUUGUACGCAGGAGGCAUAUUGGUCAGAACCGUUCCCACCAUACACCAUUGCCUGUGGAUUUGAUGAAGGUUCCAGUAAAGGGCCUGAGGACCAGAAAUCAUAUUAUUCUGCAUUUUGGCGUGUCUACACUGCUGGCUAUGCAGCAUCAGUGACUUCACUCAUUACAGCUCUAAUUGUCUUUGCUGCCUUCAGAAAAUUCCACUGUACACGGAAUUACAUCCAUAUGCACCUGUUUGUCUCCUUUAUCCUGAGAGCAAUUGCUGUUUUCACCAAAGAUGCCGUUUUGUUUGCAGAUGAAACUAUGGACCACUGCCUAAUGUCAACGGUUGCUUGCAAGGCUGCUGUGGCAUUCUUCCAGUUCAGUGUUUUAGCCAAUUUCUUCUGGCUUCUUAUAGAAGGGAUUUACCUGCAAACAUUGCUUUUGUUAACCUUUGUUUCAGACAAGCAGUAUGUAUGGUGGUUCAUAUUUACUGGCUGGGGGGCUCCCACUGGUGUGAUGUUUGCUUGGAUCCUCACACGAAUAAACCAACAAAAUACCGGAUGUUGGGAUGACGAUGAAAAUGGAGUAGUGCUAUGGAUCAUCAAAGGUCCCAUUCUGUUAACUGUAUUAAUUAACUUUAUUAUAUUUAUUAAUGUGAUCAGAAUUCUAGUCCACAAAUUGAAAUCUCAAGAGGGAGGAGGGAGCCAUUCAAGCCACUUUGUGAGACUUGCUAAAUCCACGUUACUGUUAAUCCCUCUCUUUGGAGUGCACUACAUUGUAUUUGCAUUUUUCCCAGAAAGCACUGGCCUGGAAGCUCGCCUUUAUGUUGAGCUAGGCUUGGGUUCUUUUCAGGGUUUUGUUGUCGCUCUUUUAUAUUGCUUCUCAAAUGCAGAGGUUCAAAGUGAACUGAAGAAACAAUUAUGCAAAUGGCAGUAUCAAGAAUACCUGAACUUCACACACAAACACAAGACUUUUUCCAGAGAAAAUAGUCCAGUCAACUAUGUCACUCAGUUAUCACUGCUAGAAAAAAACAGCCCCAAAAGGAAAACAUCUGUGUACCAGAAUGGUGUAACUUCUGUUUGAGGUUUUCUAGCAGGAUGAGUUGCUGUGACACUGUAAUACCUGAAAGAUUGCAAGCUUGAAUCCUUUAUGGCUUUCCAUAGUGUCAAGAGCCUUCUGUGAAUUUCUUGUCCUGAAAGUGAGCUGUUUUUCUCACCUGGUAUAGACUGGUAUCACAACACUGGUUCUUUCUCUCCUUAAGCAUAUAAAAUCAACUGGUUUUGUUGGGAAAAGCUAGACCUUAAGUUGAAGUCAACACGUUAGCACUCAGUAAAAAGGAACUACAUUAACUCCUCCCAGGCCCAGCAUGUUUGUCACGUCUUUGUUAGUGUUUCCUGAAAUUUUCAGGUUUUAGAGCACUAUUCCUAAUCUUGAUUUGAAACAGUUAUAUGGUGACAAAGGUUUGUCAUAAUGAUUAAUGAUGUUUUCCUAGUUGUUUUGAGACAACUUAAUGGGAAUUACACACAGAAACAUUCUAAACACCUACCCAUGGAGCAGCAACCUCUUUUAAAAGGAAUCUCAAGAUGUCUCCAGAGUGACACAGAAAAAGAGUAAGUUACAUUAUCUGCUUGUGGUUUUUAAUUCCAUGCCUGUUGAACAGGGAGAUUAAAUUAGGCCAGAGGACCCCAAGCCCUUUCUUCUCCAUGGCAAAACAUGGAGUGGCUGAACAUUAGGUAGAUUAUGUGCAUUAUGAAGGAAGAAAUUAUAGCACAACGAAGUAUGCCAGCUGGGCUGCCUUGAGCUCAGAAUAAUUUACAGACCUAGUCUUACUGCUCAGAUGCUGAUCCCUGUGUAGGUGAAAUGAACCUUCUGCCACCAUAACCUGGAAGACUGGCUGGAUCCAUCAAUGAAAUGCACAAUUAAGCUGCAUUUUUUUGUGCUUUUUUGAAGACCUCCCUUUGAGGACUAAUCAGCUGUGAUUAUUGUGAUUAUCUCAGUCCUGCCCAUCAUUUCUCAAC